Messenger RNA from Ilex paraguariensis (yerba mate), 309 nucleotides. Lineage: Eukaryota; Viridiplantae; Streptophyta; Magnoliopsida; Aquifoliales; Aquifoliaceae. The record is from the annotation of a GenBank genome assembly.
AUGGCAUUGCCUAAUGGGGAGCAAUCCAGUGAGCUCCUUAAUGCCCGAGCUCACAUAUGGAACCACAUAUUCAACUUCAUAAACUCUAUGUCACUCAAAUGUGCAAUUCAGCCAGGCAUACCAAAUGUUGUCCAUGGCCAUGGCCGGCCAAUGACCCUCUCUGAGUUGGUCGACGCUCUCCCAAUUAACCGGGCAAAAUCCCUUUGUGUUUGCCGCCUCAUGCGCAUUUUAGUUCAAUCUGACUUUUUUGUAAUGCAAAAAAUCUCAAAAAAUGAUGACGAAGAAGGCUAUUCUCUCACACUAGCCUAG